AUGGCGACCGGAACUGUCGAACAUUCGACAUCAGCUGAGGUGCAGGGCAGUCCUGUUCCUUCCAGGAACAAGGAUAUGCGCUCUCACGACAUCCACGAGAAGGAGAAGCGCCUCGUCCAGUCCAUCCGUCCGUCUCCGCAGCGAUCUGCGAACCCAUUCCUUAUCAACGAGCGCCAGGACGAAAAACAACUAAGUAUCUCCUCAAGGAGCUUGCUUUUGAAUGACUUUGUGCUCAUAAAGACUCUGGGAACUGGCACUUUCGCUCGAGUGUGGCUUGCACGGUUGAAGGCCCAGACGGACAAAAGCAAGGUGUAUGCGCUGAAGAUUUUGCGGAAGGCAGAUGUGAUCAAGCUGAAGCAGGUCGAGCAUGUACGCAAUGAGCGCAAAACCCUCGCUGCGGUUAUCGGACAUCCUUUCAUCACAACUCUCGUCGCGUCAUUCUCAGACGAACAAAACCUCUAUAUGUUGUUGGACUUUUGCCCUGGAGGUGAGAUCUUCACCUAUCUCCGACGAGCACGACGCUUCAAUGAAGAAACCUCGAGAUUCUAUGCGGCGGAGAUCACGAUGACAAUUGAGUACCUACACGAUGUUCAAGGAGUAGCCUAUCGCGACCUCAAGCCGGAAAAUAUUCUUUUGGACGCCGACGGCCAUAUCAAGCUUGUCGACUUUGGUUUUGCCAAGCAGGUUGGCAAUCGUGAGACCUACACGCUCUGCGGUACUCCUGAAUAUCUAGCUCCGGAGGUCAUCCAUAACAGCGGCCACAGUCUUGCUGUUGAUUGGUGGGCUCUCGGCAUUCUGAUCUAUGAAUUCCUAGUCGGACAGCCUCCCUUCUGGGACCAAAAUCCUAUGCGCAUCUAUGAGCAGAUUGUCGAAGGUCGACUGCGAUUUCCACCCAACAUGCCUGCAGCAGCACAGAACAUCGUCUCGCUGCUCUGCAAAACCAAUCCCUCGGAGCGUCUGGGCCAUAUCUCCGGCGGCUCAACUCGAGUCAAGUCCCACCCAUUCUUCCAAGAUGUGGCUUGGGAUGACUUGUUUUACCGUCGCGUCAAGGGACCGAUCAUUCCCCGAGUACUACAUCCGGCAGACACGGGUAACUUUGAGGAGUAUCCAGACUCCGACAACCGCAACCAGAAUAUUUACACCGAGGACCUGAAAAAGAAAUUCGAGCCUCUUUUCGCUGAUUUCUGA
This is a messenger RNA of Penicillium canariense, 1188 nucleotides long. Its product is annotated as cAMP-dependent protein kinase. The record is from RefSeq and is a predicted model, not a curated record. Gene Ontology annotation, molecular function: ATP binding; cAMP-dependent protein kinase activity. Gene Ontology annotation, biological process: peptidyl-serine phosphorylation. The transcript is spliced from 4 exons. Lineage: Eukaryota; Fungi; Ascomycota; Eurotiomycetes; Eurotiales; Aspergillaceae. Gene Ontology annotation, cellular component: cAMP-dependent protein kinase complex; nucleus. Bases 1 to 1188 code for a protein of 395 amino acids.